Ostrea edulis (European flat oyster) is the source of this 1181-nucleotide messenger RNA. Its product is annotated as putative nuclease HARBI1. The record is from RefSeq and is a predicted model, not a curated record. Bases 29 to 688 code for a protein of 219 amino acids. The transcript is spliced from 2 exons. NCBI's taxonomy places the organism in Eukaryota, Metazoa, Mollusca, Bivalvia, Ostreida, Ostreidae.
UCACAGUGUACCUGCAAUUGUGCAAGUCAUGGUUGCCUUGAGAUACUAUGCUACAGGUAAGAUGCAGCUAUGUAGUGGUGACAACUUUGGUCUUCACCAGUCAACGGUUUCAAGAAUAAUUCAAAGAGUUACUACCGCUCUUGUUCAACCAAAUAUUGUCAAGCGAUUCGUUUCCUUUCCAAUGGACCCAGGAACUAUUCGAAAGCACCAGGUUGACUUUUUUGCCAUUGCUGGUUUCCCUGGUGUGGUUGGGGCGAUUGAUGGAACUCAUGUGCGAAUUAUAGCUCCCAGUGAACACGAAGUGGAGUAUGUCAACCGGAAAAACUUUCACAGUAUAAAUGUACAGAUUGUAUGUGAUGCCAGUUAUAAGAUUUUAGACAUCGUGGCAAGCUGGCCGGGAGCGACUCACGAUGCCAGAAUACUGAGGGAGAGUGGUCUAUUUCAGCUCUUUCAACGACGUUUAUUGCCCGUGAAAUGCCAUCUUCUCGGUGAUAGCGGUUAUCCUGGGAAAGACUGGCUGCUGACACCUUUUUUAAAUCCACAAGCUGGUCCACAGUCACGGUACAACAGGUCGCAUAAGUGCACUCGCACCCUUGUUGAGAGAACAAUUGGUCACUUAAAAAGACGGUUCCAUGUUCUUCAUGGAGAAAUACGUCAGCAUCCUCAACGUGCCAGCAAUGUCUUCUAACACCACCACUAUGAUCCGCAAUUGCAAUUAGAUGGUACUCCAAUUAAAGUUGUAAAAAAAAAAUUCAGUUUUUAGGUGUAAUUGUUUUUAUUUUAAAUUUUCUUUCACCGGCAGUGGUGACGUCUCCAUAUGAGUGAAAUAUUCCCGAGAGGGACGUAAAACAAUGUUCAAUCAUAAUAAUCAUUCCUCAUAUAGCAAUGCUCAAAGAGAAAUGUACAAAAGCCCUUGAUAGAAUUAAAGUUGUUGCAAACACAUUUAGUUUGAACUUUGUUUAUUAUGUCAUUUGUUUGAUCGUGAUAAUAAAUUACAUGUUCACUUAAAAUGUUGUUAUUUUAUCAGACACUUCAAUGAUUGUCCAGUAACAAAAACUGAGCUACGUAAUGCCCAGAGCUUUUGCUCGUAUAUUCGGAAUAUAAAUGUCUUGCUGUGGCCUACGAUACAUCGACGACGUUUCAUCUAUUUUAAACAAUACUCACUUUCAUUCAUAUGUUGA